AUGACCAAUCAUCCAUCACACUCCAACGGUAUGCAAAGCCUCCGGAAAGAACACCUGUAUAAGGUGUUGGUUAUCGGGGACCUGGGUGUCGGGAAGACUUCCAUCAUCAGGCGCUACGUCCAUCAGACCUACUCCACCAACUACCGGGCCACUAUCGGGGUGGACUUCGCCCUGAAGGUCUUGAAUUGGGACUCAGAGACAGUCCGGCUUCAGCUGUGGGACAUUGCAGGUCAGGAACGUUUUGGUAAUAUGACACGAGUGUACUACCGUGAAGCCAUGGGAGCCUUCAUUGUAUUCGAUGUGACACGGCCCACAACCUUUGAGGCUGUCAUCAAGUGGAAAGAAGACCUGGACUCCAAACUAAUGCUGGCGAAUGGACAGAGCAUUGCCACAGUGCUGCUAGCCAACAAGUGUGACCAGGGCAGGGAGUUGACCAACAAUGGCAUCAAAAUGGACCAGUUCUGCAAGGAUCAUGGCUUUGUGGGGUGGUUUGAGACCUCUGCUAAGGACAAUCUUAACAUCAGUGAAGCUGCAAACUUCUUAGUUAAGCACAUCAUGGCCACGGAGAAUGACAUCCUAAAAUCUGUGAUACCAGACACCAUCUCACCACAGAUCGACUCCAGCAGACAGAUGAGCUGCUCUGGCUGCUUCAAAUAA
Scomber japonicus (chub mackerel) is the source of this 657-nucleotide messenger RNA. RefSeq names its product RAB38b, member of RAS oncogene family (gene rab38b). Lineage: Eukaryota; Metazoa; Chordata; Actinopteri; Scombriformes; Scombridae. Gene Ontology annotation, molecular function: GTP binding; GTPase activity. The record is from RefSeq and is a predicted model, not a curated record. The transcript is spliced from 3 exons. Gene Ontology annotation, biological process: endosome to lysosome transport; phagosome-lysosome fusion. The coding region runs from base 1 to 657 and encodes 218 amino acids. Gene Ontology annotation, cellular component: trans-Golgi network; lysosome; Golgi apparatus.